Eruca vesicaria subsp. sativa (arugula) is the source of this 1794-nucleotide messenger RNA. Lineage: Eukaryota; Viridiplantae; Streptophyta; Magnoliopsida; Brassicales; Brassicaceae. The record is from the annotation of a GenBank genome assembly.
AUGACUUCCCGCGUUUUCCUCCUCCUCUCUCUCACCACUCUUCUCAUCUUCUCCUCCGUUUCUCCUUCUUCAUCCACCGACGUAGACGAUGAAGAAGAAGAUCUCACCUUCCUCGAAGACCCCAAAGAAGAACCAGAAGCUCCCUCUAAGCCACUUUCUGACGACGACGAAGAGGAAGAAGAGGAAGAAGACGGAGACUUCUCCCAUAUAACCAACGCACACUCUGCUCCCUUCCCGGCUCCUGAAGUCGACGAGAAAGACGUUGUGGUCAUCAAGGAGCGUAACUUCACUGACGUGAUAGAGAACAACGAGUACGUGAUGGUUGAGUUCUACACGCCUUGGUGUGGUCAUUGUCAGUCUUUUGCUCCUGAGUACGCGUUAGCCGCGACGGAGCUUAAGGGAGACGGCGUCGUUUUGGCUAAGAUUGAUGGGGCGGAGGAGAGGGAGUUGGCUCAUGAGUAUAGUGUUAAGGAGUUCCCGUUUAUUCUCUUCUUUGUUGAUGGUGAGCACAUGGCUUAUACUGGAGGGAGGACCAAAGAAACAAUAGUGACGUGGGUGAAGAAGACGAUAGGUCAUACCCUGUACAACCUCACCACUUUAGAUGAUGCUGAGAAAGUGUUGACUUCUGGAAACAAAGUCGUCUUGGGUUACUUGAACUCUCUAGUGGGUGUUGAGCAUGAUCAACUUGCUGCUGCUUCCAAAGCUGAAGACGACGUGACCUUCUACCAAACCGUGAAUCCUGAUGUCGCCAAAAUGUUCCACAUUGAUCCUGAGUCUAAACGUCCUGCUCUUGUCUUAGUUAAAAAAGAAGAGGAGAAGAUUAGCCAUUUUGAUGGGGAGUUUGUGAAGUCUGCUCUAGUUAGUUUUGUCUCUGCCAACAAGCUUCCUUUGGUCACUGUUUUAACACUAGAGAGCUCCCAGAAGAUCUUUGAGAGUGCAAUCGAGAAGCAGUUGCUGUUGUUUGCAAACAAAAAUGACUCUGAAAAGGUUCUUCUAGAGUUUGAAGAAGCAGCAAAAUCAUUUAAAGGAAAGCUCAUCUUUGUAUAUGUGGAUGUGGAUGAUGAGGACCAUGGGCAGCCAAUUGCUGAAUACUUUGGUGUGUCUAGCCCUAAACUUGUUGCCUUCACAGGAAAUGAAGAUCUUAAAAAACACUACUUCGAUGGUGAAAUCAAGUCAGAUCAAAUUAAGAUAUUUGGGGAAGAGUUCUUGAGUGAUAAGCUAACGCCUUUCUAUAAGUCAGACCCUAUUCCUGAAAAGGUAAAAGAAAGAAACUCUUACUUAUAUCAUUCAUGUAAACAAUGGACUUCAAACUUUUGGUGUCUACAGAAUGAUGGAGAUGUGAAAAGUGUGGUUGGAGAUAACUUUGAUGAGAUUGUUCUGGACGAGUCUAAGGAUGUUCUUCUCAAGGUCUAUGCACCAUGGUGUGGACGUUGCCAAGCACUUGAGCCAAUGUAUAACAAGCUUGCCAAACAUUUAAAAGGCAUUGAUUCUCUUGUCAUAGCUAAGAUGGAUGGAACAACCAAUGAACACCCCAAGGCAAAGGCUGAAGGGUUCCCUACGAUACUAUUCUUCCCUGCAGGAAACAAGACCUCAGAACCGAUAACGGUGGAUACAGACCACACUGUGGUUGCAUUUUACAAGUUUAUGAGGAAACAUGCAACGGUUCCAUUCAAACUGGAGAAGCCUGCAUCAACUGAAUCUCCUGAAACUGCCGAGUCCACACCAAAAGAUGAAACUACUGAGACCAAAGAAAAGCCUGAGAGCACCAAAAGUGAUUCCAAGGACGAGUUGUGA